Molecule: messenger RNA, 3182 nt
Organism: Xyrauchen texanus (razorback sucker)
Lineage: Eukaryota; Metazoa; Chordata; Actinopteri; Cypriniformes; Catostomidae
Product: trichohyalin-like
Exons: 2
Coding region: 237-1994 (585 amino acids)
Molecular function (GO): neuropeptide hormone activity
Source: RefSeq, a predicted model, not a curated record
UUCAUGUGUGAGCAAAUGAAAUCUCUCAACAGUGCAAGACAGAUCGAAGUGUGUUCCAAAUAGUUGUCGUGGGAACAAAACCUAUUUUACUGAAGUUUUAUAUGAAUUUAAGGAUUGCAAUUGUUUCCAAACCUCAACUGUCAAGGACCAAGACGCAUACGAUUUUGAGUUCCAGCUAAUUUAUUCAGGAAAUCAGGUGCUCCCCUCUCCCCAUCACCCCAUCCCGUUCUCUCUGCAUGGUCAUGUUCUGCUGUUGCUACCCCUCCAGCACCUCAGCUCUCCUGAUAGUCCUCCUCAGCCUCACCCCCCUGCUGGCACUGGCAACACCUGCACUUCAGCAGAGACCCUCAGUCCGCAGCAGCAUCAAUGAGGCUCUCCACUUGGCAAAAAAGGACCAGGGGGCAGCAGAAGAAGCUGCUUGGACACAUAGGAAUUUGGAGAACCUACUCCAGAAACCCUUGGGACAGGAACAUGUCUCAGAUAUGGACUAUUCCAGUGCUCUAGCCUCUGUUCUACUUGAGGCCCUUGACCGUCCAGCCAGAGAGAAGAUGACCAUUAAAUUGGAUUCUGAAGAGAGACUCACAUUGGAGGCAAUGGGGGAUCAGGGAUCCAGCAAAGACCAUGAACAGAACAGAGAGCAUGAGGAGGGCAUAGAGAUAUUAUCAGAUGCAACACAGAGUAAGAAAAACGAAGAAGGAGAACACAAGGAGAAUGAGACGAAUGUGGCUGAAGUGCAGAGCCAGUCUAUUAUGGCCAACCCCCUUAAGCGCAAAGCCAGGGGCUAUUUUCAAAACAUUGACCUCGGACUGCAAGACAAUGAGAUUCUCCCUCCUCUAAAAGGCUACAAAGCCUAUAACCAACAGCUGGCCCAGGCCACCAAGAAGCUUAAGUGGCAAGAGGAGCAAACUAGAAACCCAUCCCAGCUCGAAAGAAAUUUCAUGGAUGAUUUUGAUUUUGUGGAAGAAGAGGAGGAGAUUCUAACCCACAAGGAGGAGGAGUCACGGGCACGGGCAGAGCAGGAGGAGGUGAGGCAGCAAGAGGCAGAGGCACAGGAGGCACGCGAGGAGGAGCAGAGAUUGGCCGACAUCGCCUCUGACAUGCUUCUGGACUACAUGGGCAGAAAGCAGAAAGCAUCCACCUACAUGAGAGACAUGAAGAAGGUGGCGCUUCUAAACAAUGUGGCCGAGGACAAGCGCUCUAAUGAGGUGGAGGACAGUGAUGAUGAUGACGAGAUGGAUCCUCAGACGAUCGACAGGCUAAUCGAAAUCUCAAGCAAGCUGCACCUGCCUGCUGAUGAUGUGGUCGAAAUAAUCAGUGAUGUUCAGGAGAAAAAGAAAAAAAGGAAGGAUUUACCACAAAGCAACAUCCCUCGUUUCCGUCCUCUGGUUCCUCUCAAAGCCAAACUGAGGCCUCAGGCAUAUCAAUUUUCUAGGUCACCUAAGAAAUCCUCUAAUCCAGUCAAUCCUUAUAAGAAAUGGAAGAAGGAGAAAAACAAAGCCAAGCUCAGUAAGCAGGACUACUGGUUUAAGCCACAGAAGCAGUUUCUGGCCUAUCCCUCAUUUCCCUAUUAUCAGAAGCCAUAUCGAGCCUAUUAUCCUGUCUUCUUCCCUCCCCCUAAGCCCCGGUUCUAUACCAAUCCUGCUCUCUCCUUUGACUAUAACUUUGGGGGCUCCUUGGGGUAUGGCCUCAAACCUCCAAACCGUAGGCACAGAGACAGGGCAAAGGCAAGGGACUGGAAAUGGGCACAAGCCCCACAACGCUCCCAGAGCCCAUACCCACAACCAGACAGUGUCAUAUCUAAUUACAUUCUCCCACAUCCUCGAACUUACCAGGCUCUCCCCAUGCCCAAACCACGCUCUCCUCCCAGCGGGAGAUCACCCUCUUACAUCUACCCACCAGACUAUGUGUACGAUGAGCCAGAGUCUCCGCAGGACAAUGAUGAAGAGCUGGAGAACUUCAUUGAGAAGAUUUAUUACAACCGUAGAUUAUUUUAGUCUGUGAGAUUUCAGGAGUUUUAUCCUAAAGCGAUGAAACUAGCGAUGAAAGAUUGAGGAGAAUGCUGGCAAAACCUGAAAGCGUUUUGAGCGUCAAAGCUGUGAAAAGACAGUUAGGUGUUUCUUCUCCACUCUUGUGUUUUAAUACAUUCCAAAUCAGAAGAGAAGGUGCUGUAAUCAGAACCUCUCUGCGUGCACUCAUUUGGUUUCUCUCGCAGUUUACAUUUUAAUUUGGUGAGAGAAUACACAGGUGAAUUUGUAAGGUUUCAUUCAGGUAUGUUUUUGAUUCUCUUGUACGUAUGUCAAAAAAGAAAAAACAAAAACAAAAGAAAAAAUUGAAAACAAAAAUAAAACUGAAAAUAGUCAAAUUAACAACCAACCAAACAAAACAUUAUAGGUGCCAAUUGCAAGAGACCCAUGUUUACACACAUAUUAUUUUCUUUAGGAAACACUUGAUUAAUUGUGAAGCAAAGAGAUGUAUUCUGGAGACUGCAGGGCACAGUAAUAAUGGCUAUGGUAUUAGUUACAAAAACAAGUAACAGUCAAAUUGUCACAGGCUUUUCCUGAGGGUCUGUUGGAAUGUAUUGAUCAAUGUUCCUAUUGCCUUAAUACUGAUCACUGUUUUAACUCAUUCAUGUGCAUGCAGGUCUUGCACCACUAAAAAUAAAUCUGUCAUGUACGCUGUAUACAAUGCUUGAAACAAAAUCUUCCAUUUUAUGCCCUGUCAAACUGCUUGGUGGUAUAUACCUGUACACAUGUGAUUUAAUGUAAACUUUACAUCCUCCCAAAAUGUUCAACAAAUUUUGAAAGGCCCCUAUUAUUGUGGGUUAGCACCAACGUACAACCACUGAGUACAGGAUUUUUGUCACAAAAGCCAACGGAACGCUGUAUAGUAAUGUUUGUUCCUAAAAAAAGUUUUAAAAUGUCUGAUAUUUGUGAGGAAUAAUCUGAGGGUGAACAGUUUGCACGUCUAUCUGUAUUUGCAUCUUAAAAAAAAAAAAAAAACUGAUACAUUUGGGGAAAAUCGCCUCUGAUCAAACUAUGAUUAUUAAAAAAAAUUAUAAUAAAAAAAAAGAAAGAGAACUUAAUUACUAUAGCAAGUGUUUUCAUCAGUGAACUGUCUUGUGAAAGGAAUUUGUUGUUGUCAACUUCCAGAUUGUAAGUUGUACAGUGUCAAAUAAACAAAUG